AUGGUAUAUACGAGUGUAAUUUUCCACAUGGUCACGAUGAUACUCCUGUAUCUGAGUAGUACUGGUUAUUCACUCACUCCAAUUGUGGAAGAUAUCUUUUUGGAAAAGCCUGGAGGUGACGUGUUGCAAAUUAACGAAUUCACGAAAAAAUCUGUGUUAAGGGAAUUACCAAUACUAGAUGGAAACGUGAUCAAAACGAAUGUACCAGCAGACGCUAAGCUGGACUUCAACGGUCUCGCCGCGAAAUACGGGCACCCGUGCGAGGAACAUUACGUCGAGUCAGAGGACGGUUACGUCACCAAACUAUUUCAUUUACCGGGAGACAGGAAACGACCGGUACUCAUGAUGCACGGCCUCUUCGAUUCUGCCGAUACUUUUAUCAUCAGAGGCAACAGAUCAAUGGCCAUAUCCCUCGCGAACGCUGGCUACGACGUGUGGCUGGGAAACAUGAGAGGAAACAAACAUUCCCGGAGACACGUUACUCUGAAUCCCGACAAAGAUCCUGAAUUUUGGAACUUCAGUUACCACGAAAUGGCUUUGUACGAUCUACCUGCGACUAUCGACUACAUCCUGGGUCACACUGGCCAGACACGGAUCUAUGGUAUCGGUCAUUCUCAGGGCAACAAUAUUUUCAUCGCGAUGACGGCAAUGUUGCCACAAUAUAACAAAAAGAUCAGGGUUUUUAUUUCGUUAGCACCGGCAGUCCACAUUGAAAAUAUUAAAUUGCCGACGAAAAUACUAGUUCUGCUGUCUCCUCUUAUAAACUACCUAUUCGAAGGGAUCGGCAAUGAAGAAAUUUUACCCGAUGGGGCAAUUCUCCAGAGGCUACUGCAAAAAGUCUGUCCCUUAGGGUUGCCAGGAUAUGUUUUAUGCGUUCAGUUGAUUUUAUUUCAACUAGCCGGUUACAAUACGGCAGAACUGGAGCAAGAAUUCUUCCCGAUUGUACUCGGUCAUAGCCCCAGUGGAACUUCAAGGAAAAACCUUAUUCAUUUGGCGCAGUCGGGGAAAUACAAGCGUUUUGCCUAUUACGAUGCCGGCGCCGAAGAAAAUAUCCGAUUAUAUGGAAGAAAGGAACCUCCUUUGUACGAUCUCAGCGUGGUCACCAUGAAAGUGGCUAUUUUUGCUGGAAACAACGACAAAUUGGUCGUUCUCAAGGAUACUGCAAGACUGCGAGACGAGUUGACAAAUGUUGUCGAGUACAGGGUAUUGGAACCGAGAAAAUGGAAUCACUUGGACUUCGUAUGGGGGAGGAAUGCCAACAAGUUUUUGUUUCCAUAUAUUUUUAAAUUGCUGCAGAAAUAUUAG
Molecule: messenger RNA, 1305 nt
Organism: Bombyx mandarina (wild silkworm)
Lineage: Eukaryota; Metazoa; Arthropoda; Insecta; Lepidoptera; Bombycidae
Product: lysosomal acid lipase/cholesteryl ester hydrolase-like
Molecular function (GO): hydrolase activity, acting on ester bonds
Source: RefSeq, a predicted model, not a curated record